Messenger RNA from Penicillium digitatum Pd1, 1542 nucleotides. RefSeq names its product LPPG:FO 2-phospho-L-lactate transferase CofD/UPF0052. Lineage: Eukaryota; Fungi; Ascomycota; Eurotiomycetes; Eurotiales; Aspergillaceae. The record is from RefSeq and is a predicted model, not a curated record. Gene Ontology annotation, molecular function: LPPG:FO 2-phospho-L-lactate transferase activity.
AUGGCAAUCAAUCGAGGGAUUGUUGUCAUCUCAGGCGGGAGUGCGGCGAACAAUCUGGUCGAUGUAUUCAACGCCGUCCGUGAAAGCAAGAACUGUUCACUUAGCUAUAUCAUUCCAAUCAGUGAUAAUGGAGGAUCCUCUUCCGAAUUGAUUCGAAUCUUCGGCGGCCCUGGGAUUGGUGAUGUACGGAGUCGACUGGUACGCUUGAUACCGGAUUCGCCAGCAAAUCCUGAGAGGUCAGCAGUCAAGGCAUUGUUUAACCAUCGGUUGUCUGCGGAUACAGGUAUCGCAACCAAUGAAUGGCAGUCCAUCGUGGACGGCACAUCUGGGCUAUGGACAGCCAUCACCCCCGCAAAGAAAGAGUUGAUACGCUCAUUCUUCAAUGUGUUAAACCUGGAGAUUCUGAAACGAGCUCGACCGCCAUCAUCCACCUUUGAUUUCACCUCUGCCAGUGUGGGGAAUCUUUUCUUGACUGCCGCUCGGCUGUUCAGUGGAAGCUUCGAAAGUGCCAUCUAUCUACUCGGGAGCAUUUGUGGCGUCCCGUCAGACCUGGUGCGCGUAAUCCCAGCAAUCAACUCCAAUUUCUCCCACCAUAUCUCUGCAUCGCUUGCGGACGGAACUGUCAUUGUCGGCCAGAACAGCAUCUCGCACCCAAGCGAGGCAACAGCCCUUGAGCAAAACUCCCGCUCUAGAAGACCGAGUUUGUUGCUUGCCGAUGGAGAUGAGGUGGAUUACACGGAUUCUGAAAUGUCAGACCCGACUACAUACGAAGAAGAUCAUCUUCCCGGCUCUCUGGCAACUCUCCGCAACAAGAAUAUCAAGUUCAGUAAAACCGAGAACGAAGAUUUGAGUUCCAGGAUCACUCGCAUCUGGUACAUCAACCCCUACGGCCAGGAGAUCCGACCGCCCGCCAAUCCGCGAGUGCUGGAAGCAAUAAACGACUCCCAGGCUAUUAUCUACAGUAUUGGAUCUCUCUACACAUCAAUCAUCCCUGCUAUAGUCCUACGAGGCGUAGGCAAAAGCAUCGUCUCCAGUCCAGCCCGGCACAAAAUUCUCAUUUUGAACGGAUCAUUGGAUCGGGAAACGGGACCUCCAUCCGCACCCUUUGCCGCGUCUGAUUUUGUGGAAGCGAUCGUAAGCGCCGGAGAAGAAAGCCGUGGACGGGGCCCGAUUGUUCAUGCUCAACGUCAAAGUCAAUCCCCUACGACGAGCUCAGUGCAAGAAAAUGUUCGAACUCAUAGAGCCCUUCCAUAUACCAAAUAUGUGACUCAUGUCUUGCAUCUGGAUGGCCCCGGGACACCGCAUGUGGACCGCGAGCGGCUCACGCAUAUGGGCAUUGAAACGCUUCGUCUUUACGGACGAAAAAUCUUUGUCAAGGACGGGGAUAAGGAGACCGUUGUGGGGAUGCAAUAUGAUCCCACUGCCCUGGUGCAGGCCAUUGAGGUAGUGCUUGGGAAGAAGGGCGAUGCAAUGAUUCGAGGCGGGUUGGGAAAUGCGCUGGGUCGACGGAAUACACUCGAUCCUGCAAGAAGGGACCGGUAG